Molecule: messenger RNA, 2029 nt
Organism: Strongylocentrotus purpuratus (purple sea urchin)
Lineage: Eukaryota; Metazoa; Echinodermata; Echinoidea; Camarodonta; Strongylocentrotidae
Product: peroxisome biogenesis factor 10
Exons: 8
Coding region: 569-1471 (300 amino acids)
Biological process (GO): protein import into peroxisome matrix
Cellular component (GO): peroxisomal membrane
Molecular function (GO): zinc ion binding
Source: RefSeq, a predicted model, not a curated record
AAGGCAGUACAAAAUUGUUUUUCCAGAUCAGAAACUGAUAAAUAACAGUGCACUUGCAUUAGGCCUACAGAGGCAAGAGAAGAAAUAAAGAAAGAAAUAUCAAUUAUCAAAAUAACAUGUAGAUCGAAUUCUACUGGGAAGCAAUUUGAUUUGGCCUAACGUGUACCCGAGAUGUUUCCUUUUUCUAUACUUUUGAUGCGCGCCCACCAUCGGGCGGAAUUAGGGCGGGUCUAGGCGGAAUUAGGCAAGGAAAAUGCCUCACGCAGACGGCGCGCUACGGACAAUCGCUUAUGAUUUCGGGCGUAAGAAUGGCAACGCUAGAUUUGCUAGAAUUUCGGCAACAAAUUGGUAUACAUUAGCGCCUGUAUAAUUCAUUUUCGGAGAAGUUAUCUGAGAAAAACUGCCCAUCGGGCGGAAACCGGGCAGGGUACGGUACGCUGGAACAGUGCAUAAUAUUUUUCCUUUUUUAUUUGUUUGUUCAAUAUCUGCGUUUCGGGAGAUAACAGUUUUAACGAACUCUAUCAACAAAUUGCACAAUUCUACAUCGUCUGAGCCUUUGAGAUCUUCAAUGGCGACCUUUCAGUCGGCAGGUCAAGCCGAGAUUAUCAGAAGCAGUCAAAAGGAUGAAGCGUACCAAACUCAGCUUAGAGGCAGUAUCCAUGAUGUCGUCCAGUCAUUAAUAGGUACAAGAUUUUGGGCCAGAUGGAGAAAGGAACUUGAUGUAGUGUCAGAUGUCUUGUACUUCGGUCUAACAACAAUUGCAGGUUUCCAGACCCUUGGUGAAGAGUAUGUCAACAUACUUCAAGUUGAUGGAACAAAGAGAGCAGUUCCAUCGUUACAGAGACGCAUUGCUCUAGUAGCGCUCCACAUCGGUGCCCCCUACCUCCUGGACAAGACGCUCUCCCGUCUCUCGUUUCACCUAGAGGCUGGCUACAGGUUGUCUAAUCUCUCCGAGGAGGCUAACAACAGGCUCCGCCUCUGGCUGCCCUCCGUCAGACGAGCGUUGACCUUUGUGAACCGUGUCCACAUGGCUGCUUUCUACCUGCGUGGCCUCUUCUAUCAUAUCGCAAAGAGAUUUUCUGGAGUCAAUUAUAUCCAAGUCAGAAGGACAGCAGUAUCUCAGGCCCUGCAGAAAAGCUUUCACAUUCUGGGCUGGUUAUCAGGUAUUCAGCUUAGUGUCAGUCUACUAUGGCAUGCCCUACAACUCAGAAAAAUGGUGAUUUACCAGUCUUCUGAAGCAACUGAGGAGAAGGAGAGAAGUGUAACCCUCGAUACUCAAGUUGUGGACCCCAGAUGGCGCUGUUCACUUUGCCUGGAACGACGUCAGCACACGACUUGCCCUCCAUGUGGCCAUCUUUAUUGCUGGGGGUGUAUCAUGGAAUGGUGCAGGACAAAGCCGGAGUGCCCAAUAUGCAGAGACGGCUUCCAGGCUUCAAGGCUAGUCCGUUUGCAAAACUACGACAGGAGAUGACGACAGGAGACUGGAGGAGUCACGCCAAUAUAACCAUCCAGUAUUCCAUACUCGGUGCCAAGUAAUCAGGUCUUGUUACGGAGGGCAGACUAUUUGGGCUAAAUUAUUUGGCUCCUACGCCCAAAUUUAAUAGCACAAAUGCUGCAGUGUAAGAUUUAAGAUUUUGAGACCAAAGUAAGAUAUAUAUUGUAUUGAGUUAAUGGAAGAAUAUUUCGGACAAACUUGUCAUUUGUCUAAGUUUUGUUGAUUUUCAUGAAAACGCAUUUCAAAUGUAUGUAUGAAGUCAAGUUUUAUCUGCUUUAGUCUUUAUAUCAUUGAGACAUAUUUCUUGCCAACCUUAAACUAAGGAUUUUGGUAUUUUGUCAACACCAAAGAAACAUCUUUCCUUGUAUGAAUCAUUCCUAAUAUUACAUAAAGAUAAAUCAUAUUCAUGAAAAUAAAUGUAGCCCUCUAUGCAUACUCACUGAUUGUCAGUAUGCAGAUCAGAGUACAGAAUAUUCAGAGACAUUUUUCUAGAAAUAUUUUAUAUAUAGGAUUUAUUGAAAUCAAAUCAAAUCA